UUCUUAUCAUGAUUCACUCCCACGAAUGACGACAUACAUGACAGACACUGCUUCUGUUAACAAAUAAUACAUAUCCAGACCUUUAUUAUGUUUGCCGAUAGUGUGAGUCUCGCCUGUUCUAAAAACAUCGAGUAACUGUCCUGGGUAAACAGCAGACAUUUUCUCUGUAGUGCGUCGAUGGUCGAUUCACAUUGAAGAUGACGCACAAACUGUUUGAAGGAAAACAGCAUGCCUCCCUUUAUCAAAUGUAUCGUUUUGAUCCACCUGGUGAGAUAAAGGAGAUCAUUUUGCAAUAUCUGGACAGAAAGAAAGGACAUCCCCAUGAGCUAGCUGUAGAUUUGGGUUGUGGAACAGGACAGAACUCUCGUCUGUGGGCACCACAUUUCCAGCAGGUGGUGGGCAUUGACAUUAGUGAGUCUCAGCUGAAGGAGGCAAGAGCCGUGCCGGGCUUUGCUAACCUAACCUACAGAGUGGGCACAGCAGAAGAAUUGCCAUUUCCAGAUGGCUCAGUAGACCUGCUGACGGCUGCAUCUGCAGCUCAUUGGUUUGACCCCGAGCGUUUUUUAAAGGAGGCCACGCGUGUCCUGAAGCCUCGUGGCUGCUUGGCUCUCUUUGGCUAUGGAGACAACUUUAAAUUCUACUAUGAUUCCUGUGGUGAUCGACUUAAUAAUAUAUAUGAGGAUGUAAAAGAAGUACUGACACCCUUCACAAGCAACAGGGUAGCUGUGGCCAACAAUAAGCUACAGGAUUUAUAUGAAGCCAUACCCUAUCCAGAUAAAGAGAGGAUUGAAGUAAUUCCAGUAAAAAUACAAACGACUAUCAAGGACACAGUUGGGUUUUUUGAGACAUUCUCCAUGUAUCAAGCCUAUCUGAGAGCAGAGCCCAGUGCUGCAGUCGCUCUGUUGGAGACGGCAACAUCACGUUUUCUAGAGGAGAUGAAUGUGUCAUCAACAGAGGCCAAACUUGAGUUAGGCUUGGACUACUUCUGUUUACUGGCGUGUAAACCUCACUGACACGUGAUACCUCCAGUACUGUCACCUUUGGUCCUUAGCUAAUUAUUUUUAUGAGAAGAUUUAUCUUAGAUUUUUUUUAAGAAAAGUUGUUAAAUCCGUACAUUUUUAUAAAUAAUUUAAUAAUAAUUAUUAAUAAUAAUAAUUUAAGUGAAAAAAGUAUAAAUAAGUGCAUUAUUACAUUGCUUAGAGGGACAGUUCACCCAAAAUAAACAUUUUGUCGUUCUAAA
Messenger RNA from Paramisgurnus dabryanus, 1240 nucleotides. Its product is annotated as putative methyltransferase DDB_G0268948. The record is from RefSeq and is a predicted model, not a curated record. Gene Ontology annotation, molecular function: S-adenosylmethionine-dependent methyltransferase activity. NCBI's taxonomy places the organism in Eukaryota, Metazoa, Chordata, Actinopteri, Cypriniformes, Cobitidae.